UCAAACAGCUGCUUAGCUAAAUUGACGUGUUGCAAAACGAAGUGAAUUUAUUGAGAGAAAAGAAAACUAGUAAAUACGUAAAUACGCAAAGAAAAACGAGAUUAUAUUGAAUAACUGAUCUUCUCAGCCGACCAAAGUUUUUCUUCAAUGUUUUGAGCUUGGUUUUUGCAAAUCUAAACAUCACCAACAUGGAUGAUUUGUCACAGGGCGACAUUUGUCGUGUUUGUCGCUGUGAAGCUCAAUCCGAUCGUCCAUUAUUCUAUCCGUGCGUCUGUACGGGUAGUAUUAAGUAUAUACACCAGGAUUGUUUGAUGCAAUGGAUGCGUUAUUCCCACAAGGAAUAUUGUGAAUUAUGUGGUCAUCGAUUUAGUUUUCAACCAAUCUAUUCGCCAGACAUGCCCCGAGUAUUGCCUUUGCGUGAUGUGGCCGGAGGCCUGUUGUCCGCAAUAAUGAAGGCAGCCAAAUCUUGGGCCCACUACUCAUUGGUGGGAUUGGCUUGGUUUGUAGUUGUGCCACUGUCUGCAUACCGAACGUAUCGGUUUCUGUUCAGGGCUUCUUCUUUUGAUAUGAUCCUGUCGCUGCCCUUCGAUGUGUUCUCAACUGAGAAUUUGGCCUCGGAUGUGUUUCGGGGGUGUUUUGUGGUGACUUGUACAUUGCUCUCAUUCAUUGGACUUGUGUGGCUAAGGGAGCAGAUAUUGUUGGGUGGUGGACCUGAUUGGUUGGAAAGAGAUGAUGCCCCAGGAAUAGGAGCCAACAACGCCGACGAUGAUGAGGUAGAGUUAAAUUUGCCGCCAGAUGGGGGUGGAGCUGAUGCCGGGGCCGAGGGUGAUGUGGCAAGAAACGGCAAUGAAGAAAAUGCCAACGCAGUGGAGGCAGAAAGAGCAGCUCCUGAAGUUGGCGUGGUUGCCCCAGCUGCAGAAGCAAAUGAUAAUGGUGGUGACCAACCUUUACCACAUAAUAACAAUAUUGAAGCACCUAUUGUAGAACCAAUGAACAAUAAUGCGCCUGCAGUUGCUGAUCCUGCAGAAAACGAAGGUGACCCUCCAUUGGAGUUUGGGCCGCAAUUGCCUCCUGCUUUGGCUGGCAAUCAAAACAAUAACAAUGCCGCAAAUCCCGCCGAUAACGACAACGACGAACCAAAUUGGAAUCCCAUGGAAUGGGACCGGGCAGCUGAGGAAUUAACGUGGGAGCGUUUGUUGGGCUUGGAUGGAUCUCUGGUGUUCUUGGAACACGUGUUUUGGAUAGUUUCGCUAAACACCAUGCUAAUCUUUGCCUUUGCUUUUUGCCCUUACUGCAUUGGCCACUUUAUAUUAAACUCCUUAGAUCUAAUGCACCCCGAUAAGCCGUUACUACAUUUUCAUGGAUUGAUUACCACAUUGUUUGGCUACUGUUUUAUUGGCAUUAUAUUGGUGGUAUUACAUUUCUUGGCCAGAGCAUUCCACAUGAGGAGAGUACGCAGCCUUAUUGGUCUGUGCUAUAUAGUGGUGAAGGUAUCGCUGUUAUCCGUUGUCGAAAUCGGGGGUUUGCCGUUGGUAUGCGGAUGGUGGUUGGAUAUAUGUUCACUGCCACUUUUUGAUGCCACGCUGAAGGAUCGCAAGGCCAGCUUCUCGGCCGCUCCCGGCACAUCUCUGUUUGUGCAUUGGAUGUUUGGCAUGGUUUUUGUUUACUAUUUUGCUGCUUUUAUAUCGCUGCUUCGCGAAGUUCUACGUCCGGGGGUGCUAUGGUUUUUGAGAAACUUAAAUGAUCCCGACUUCAGUCCCAUUCAGGAAAUGAUUCAUUUGCCUAUCUUUAAACAUGUUCGUCGUUUAAUAUCUUCAGCAAUGAUAUUUGGCUCUGUUGUUUUGCUAAUGCUUUGGAUACCUAUUCGAGUACUGAAGACAAUCUGGCCCACAUUUUUGCCUUACACAUUAUCAGGAGAUUCAGAUGUGAACGAACUAAGCCUACAGUUGCUGUUGCUGCAGAUUGUUCUCCCUGGCUUCUUUGAGCAAUCACACACACGUGUAUGGCUUAAGAAACUGUUACGCAUUUGGUGUAUAUGUGUCUCAUGGGUAUUGGGAAUAAGAAGCUAUUUGCUUGGCGAGGAUCCUGAGACUACCAAUAACGAUAAUGCCAAUAAAGUGGACCAAGAGCAACAAGUCAACGAAGAUGAUAUCGCAGCACAAGAGGUUCCACAAGCAAACAACGAAGAACAAGGCAACAAUGCUGCCGAUCAAAAUGAAGCUGUCGAUGAACCUGCCCCGGUGCCACCGCCAAUACAGGCCCAGCCGCCGCCACCACCCCCUCCUCCACCACCACCACAACAAGAGCGCAAUUUGGCUGCUGUCCAUCACGCCUUUAUCCAUCGUGAUAUACCGGUGGCGUUUCAGCCAUACGAUAAGCCCACAGUGUUCCAAAUAAGACUUUUUGGCUUGAUAAUUUGCAUGUGUAUAUCGUUGGUGAUAGCAUCACUAGUAACACUCACCGUACCCGUGUGGAUAGGACGUCAGGUAAUGUCGCUAUGGUCGGUAGGUAGUAUAACAACACAAGUAGCCGUCCAGAAUGCUGAGGCGACCCCGCGCCCACAUGAACUAUACACUGCUGCCCUGGGUACAUAUCUCUGUUGGAUGCUGACCAGAGGCAUUGCCAUAGCGGUGACCCUAUUACCUCAGGGCCGUGCAGCAGUUAUGGAUAAAAUUAAGCAGUGGCUUAAAGUAGGUGCGUCAUAUGCUUUGCCUGUCUUGAUAAUUGUCUUAAUGUUGGGAGUGAUACCUCUGCUAUUUGGCAUGCUGCUAGAAUUGGUGGUGGUGAUACCAGUACGCGUGGGCAUACUUCAGACUCCUAUUUAUUUCAUAUGGCAAGAUUGGGCGCUGGGUGUUUUGUACACAAAGAUAGCAAUAGCUCUGACUUUGAUGGGACCCGACUGGCAUUUGAAAAGGGCACUUGAAAGAGCAUAUCGCGAUGGUCUAAGGGAUAUCGAUUUAAAGUUUCUCAUCACCGAAUUGGCAAUGCCUGUGAUCACAUGCUUUGGCUUAGCUCUGGCAAUUCCAUACGUUUUGGCCCAUUCAAUACUACCCAUAUUCUUUGCAGAUCCUUGGGUUCAGUUGGAAAUAGCCUACUUUGUGUAUCCCGUAUUCUUUUCCGUCAUUGGAGCCAUCGCUUUGAUAUAUUUCCAGAUAAGACAGUUUAAAAAACUCUACGUAGCCAUAAAAGUGGAUAAAUACCUGGUUGGACAACGCCUGGUGAACUAUGAACACCGUAAGAGGCAACAAGAGGCAGCAGAAGAAAAAGCAGCACGCCAAAAAGCCGAAGAGGAGCAGGAAAAUGUGCCCAUAGCUAAUAUAGUGGAGCAAGCAGAAUUGGAGCGAAGGCGGCGUCAGGAAGCAGAACGUCAACAGUUAGUGCAGGAUUUGGUUAGGGGAGAUCUUUUAUAAAUCCUUUUCAGCCACAACAGCACCAUUUGGUCCAGGAAAAUGUCUAGAAAAUUUAUUCUUAAAAAUGAAUUCAAAAGAACAUAAAAACCUACUUUCCGACACACUUGGAAAAGUCUGAAAUCGUAUUAGUUUCUUUAACCAAUUCCUCAAGGUGUUAUACUAACAAUAGCCUAAAGAAAUUUAUUAAAUGUACUACAAGGAUCGCCCUCUCAUCAAAUUUAA
This is a messenger RNA of Stomoxys calcitrans (stable fly), 3632 nucleotides long. Its product is annotated as E3 ubiquitin-protein ligase MARCHF6. Gene Ontology annotation, molecular function: zinc ion binding. The record is from RefSeq and is a predicted model, not a curated record. The coding region runs from base 189 to 3410 and encodes 1073 amino acids. The transcript is spliced from 3 exons. NCBI's taxonomy places the organism in Eukaryota, Metazoa, Arthropoda, Insecta, Diptera, Muscidae. Gene Ontology annotation, cellular component: endoplasmic reticulum membrane.